CAAGUGCAACUCUUUGAGGGGGUUAUACCCACGCCGGAGUGUCGUUUCGUUGUUAUUCGACAAUUUAAUAUAAUCUGGAAUCCAUUAAAGGUUAUUUUUGGGGGGGCUUGGGAGAAGGUACGCGGUAUUGUCAGGAAACCUUGCGAGUUAGCUCGCUAGCACUUAGCAGGCUGAUGAAUGUGUGCUGCCGCUGCUAAGGUGCAGCUCCUUUACAGUCAAGUGGAACACCAGGAAGUACUCAAAUCAUAAAACGGUUCAGCAAGUCAAAAGGCCGUAAAACAAAGAGCAUCCCUACACAUUUAGUGUUUUUUUUUUUUUUUUUUGUUGUUGUUUUUGCUCAAUUUUUUUUCAAGACUAGUUAGGUUUUUUUUUUUUUUUUUUUUUUUUUUGGGCGAGCCUUUUAUCUCGUUUUUCACAUCUAUGAAAUCGGACUUCGCCCAACUUUCAUCUUUCAGAACUCUGGACAUUAAUGGGCAUUUUACAAAUGCGAAAGCAACUCAUGCAGCAAUCGACAUCUUUAUAAUGCAUCCCUUGUCGAGCUUUCUGUUUCACUGACCAGAAAGUAACAUGACAGCAAUGUAACUGACGGAUUUUGUUCUCGUCAUUGUCAUGUGACUUUGAAUUAGCGAUCAUCGUUUCCUCCCCGACGGUGGCGGUCUUUUCACCACAUGAAUGAGGUGAGCAGUGGGUUUCCUCCCAAAGACUGUCCCUGAACUCCCCUUCUUUUGUGCACGCGUUCCACCAGAUUCUAAAAUGAUUCGGUGAAAGUGAAAUUGAUGUCAAAAACCCUCCUGGCCCACAGUGCGGCAGAACAACAUUGGUUUCGUUCUCCCCAACUUGGCGUCAAAGUGGAACUGCUCCACAAAGUGCUGUCCAUGCUUACGGGCAAACCCUUUCUACUUGUUGACAAGAACGCAACGUCGCUCUUUUGUGCCAGUGGGGCAAAUGUCCGCUUAUCGAUACAUAAUUUUGCCAAUUGACAAAGUCUGAUCAUGUUCCGCGUGUCCCACUGAGCAAGUUCAGGAGUGACUCGGGGCUUUUAAACGCCGUCACUCGGCGCGGGAUUCGCUCAGGAGCAGCUCGGGAAUCCCGCCUCCCCCCACCCCCGGAGACCGCUGCGCUCGGGUUUUCGGAAGUCCGUUCUCCUUCCUCGUUUUGCCGGGCCGCUUUUCUGGAUCGCCGAUUCCAGAUCAUUCCUGCGACUCUCUGACCCAUCUCUGCGCGCCACCCUGGACGAAGCGAUCAGCUUCUGGGAAAAGGGGGCUGCGCUGUCCUGGAGGAGAUUUAGAGGGGUUGCCGUUGUGCCGUUCCCUGUCUGUCGGCGCCAUCAGGCCUGAAGAGAAGAGCCCCAGACGGACCGAGGGAGGAGGCCGAGGACUUCAGAGCCAUUGACUCUGGGAUCCUGGCCAUGAGGUUUGAUGCCUCAAUCCACUGACCAGAAACACUGGACCUAAAUGGCGCAGCAUGACUUUGUCCCUGCCUGGCUUAACUUCUCCACACCCCAGCCUGCCAAGUCACCUGCUGCCACCCUCGAUAAGCAAAGCGAGCCCCACCACCACAAAGAAGGCAGAAAUGCCGUGAGCCGCCGCCGCCACAAUUCUUCAGAUGGCUUCUUCAACAACGGCUCCUUGCGGGCUCCAGCAGGUGAUGGUUGGCAGCAGCCCUCACUACUUCUGAGACAUGACUCUGUGGAUUCAGGGGUCUCCAAAGGAGGGCACAGCGGAUUAGCGGGGGGCCCGUGUUGGAAGGAAACGCCCAGCUGGCACGGAGGUCCGCGGGGUGCCCAGGACGGUCACCACCACCACCACCACCACCAAGGACGCCACCCCAAGCGGGGAGGAGGCGACAGGGACAGACAGGGAGGGCACCGGCAGCGCAAUGGGAACUUCCAUCCCCGGAAGGGCACCUCGUACCAGGACAAGUUUCCCAAUGAAGAACGCAAAGACAAUAAGGAAGACAAGCUGAAGUUUGUGGAAGAAGACUUUCCUUCUCUCAACCCUGAAACAACUGGAAAGCCCGGGACACCGAUGAGACCUGUGGCUGCCAAUGCCGGAGUGUGGGAAAAUCCUCCAAGUGGCAAGCAGAUGGUGUCCAAAAUGUUAGUUAUCAAAAAGGUUUCAAAGGAGGACCCCAGCACGGCCUUCUCAGCGGGCUUCGCCAGCGCCGGCGGCGGCUUGCCGGCCAACGGCGCCAAAGCUCCCAUCACAGGCUCCAGCGUCUACAAGAAUCUGGUCCCAAAACCUGCUGUGGCUCCCACCAAAAGCACCCAGUGGAAAGCCGGCACUCGGGAGAUCGCCAAAUCCGGCCGGGAUUCGGUCUUUCCCAACCCCGUUUCUGCUGUUAAAACCAGCAACCCGGUCAGCGUGCCGCAGCACAAUAACCCGAAAGAGCAUCCUUCCAGCACGACCCCCCCCAUAGACAUCGCCCCGUCGAGGCUGAAGCUGAUGCGUCGCGGUCCGGACCGAAAGAGCGACUUCCUGCGGGCGCUGAAGGACGAGGGCACCGGAGAGCUGACGACGAGCAGCAGCCCGGGAACAUCAGGAGAGGGGGAAAGCAGCACCCCGGAGCCAAAAGCCUACAGCGAGGACGUCUGCCACGAGAACGGCCUGUCCUACUCCCUCAGCGACUCCGACACGGAACACCUGUCCAGCUCCCUGGAGGCUGAGCACAGGUUGCUGAAGGCCAUGGGGUGGCAGGAGUACCCAGAAAACGACGACAACUUCCUGCCUCUGACCGAAGACGAGCUGAGAGAGUUCCAGACAAAAACCGAGCAGCUCAAGAGGAACGGCCUGCAGAACGGCGUCCUCCCGAGGGCGCGGGGGGUCACCCUCCACUUCACCCCCUGGAGGAGCGUGGCCGAGGCGCACGUGGAGGAGGCCUCCGAGUCGGAAACCAGUAGCAGCAGCCAGACGUCCGACGACGACGACGACGACAACCGCACCAAAUCCUAACGUGGCUUUUACGGAACAAAAAAAAGAAAAGAAGAAAACCACGCAACAGCCAACACGUCUUAGCGAGCCACCUGCCCUCCUUUCUCUCAUCUUGUUUUUAGAGCACCAUUUUGAAUUUUUGAUUCUUUUUUUUUUUUUUUUUUGUUGUUGUUGUUCUUGCACAAGGGAAAAACCAAUCAUAUCCCAGUGAAGGGGGAGAUUUCUGCUCUGCCAGACGUUAUUUUCCCUGCGUUUCCUCCUUCACUGCAGUCCUGCGCUCUGACCCGGACCCCCUCGCCGCCCCCGCCCCUCCUUUUUCUUCCUUGCUUUGUGGAACUGAAGUGUUCAUCGAGAAAAAGGGCAACGGAUGCACACUUGAUUCUGCUUUAAACAGACUAACUCAUUUCAUUGAUGAUGCUGAUGACACAUUAUUAAUGAUAUUAAUAAAGUUGGUUCCUGACAAGCUGA
Molecule: messenger RNA, 3398 nt
Organism: Syngnathoides biaculeatus (alligator pipefish)
Lineage: Eukaryota; Metazoa; Chordata; Actinopteri; Syngnathiformes; Syngnathidae
Gene: gpbp1l1
Product: GC-rich promoter binding protein 1-like 1
Exons: 12
Coding region: 1455-2951 (498 amino acids)
Biological process (GO): DNA-templated transcription; positive regulation of DNA-templated transcription
Cellular component (GO): nucleus
Molecular function (GO): RNA binding; DNA binding
Source: RefSeq, a predicted model, not a curated record